GAACAAAACAUGAUAAUUCCACUUUUUGUAAAAAAAAAAGUUAGCAAUGACAUUCGACAGAAUACCAUAAAUUACGUCGCCCGUUAAGCUGGUGUGGUUCAAAUCAUGCUUAUUCCUGCAGUAAAUCGUCUCUAAAGUUGAAAGUUUGAUGCAAAUCAUGAUAUUUCCAUGUUUAAUAAUAUUAAUAAACGAAAUCGGAACAAAACAUGAUACAUUUCAUACAUUUCUGGUACGCAUAUUGAAAGUUGGCACAAAAUAGGUUAUUUCCUAUGUUUCCUGUCAUACAGACUUUUGAACGCUUUAUUAGCUUAAAUCCUAGAGUGCCGAAGCCGUAAAAUAGUUUAUUAUUUUGUCUAUGGUUGGGCUGUGUGUUUGACAUAUGUCAAAUGACUUGAUUCAAGUCAAUGUCAAAAUAUUAGAUCGGUCGCAGUUGGUCGUUAAUUCGUGUGAAAAAUUGUAAACUUCGAGUAAUAAUUAUAACUAAAUUGAGUACUUUAAAGUUUUUUCAAGUGAUUUACAAGCAUGUCUGAGCAGUCAAAUACUGUUGGUGCACUCAAUAGUGGAGCGAAGAAAAAGAAACGUCGAGAAAGGAAAGCUUUAUCCGAAAGAAACAAUAAAUACGUAGACAAUGACCCGCUGGGCUUAAGAAUUCAAUGUACGUGUAAUCAUGGAACAAGGAGCAAUUUUAAAUGUAAACAAAUAUCGCAACGGGAUGUCGUUCGAAACCGAAAAUCUUUUUAUACAACAUCCGGAAAAGUUCACCAAGACGUGUAUUUGUGUCGUCUUAUUAGUGCAUUUGAACCCCAGCGUAGAGGCAAAGGUACACCACGUCCUUCUGGUAAAACGAAACUUCGAAAGUUAAGUACUUCAUUCUUCCUAUAUGGGAAAAAGAAAGUAAUGAAAAGGGUAUGCAAAUCAUUUUUCAUGGCAGUAUUUUCUAUCAAAAGGCAGAGGUUAUCAACUAUUAUCAAAUGUGUGAUGGAUGGCAAAGUUCCAAAGGAAGAAAGAGGAGGUGACAGGCGUUCAGCUAAAUCUCAAGAGAAAAAAGAACAUUUACGCAAUUUUCUCCGAAACCUUCCUUGUAGUGAAAGCCAUUAUAAUAGAGCAAAAAGCAAGAGGGUGUAUUUGGAUGCCGGUUUGAAUAUUAAAAAAUUGAGAAUGCUUUACAAUAAUAGUGUCACAAAUGAACUGAAUGUUAAGAGAACAAUGUUUUACGAAGUGUUCACAUUUGAAUUUAACAUUGGAUUUCGGUCACCUGCAUCAGAUGCCUGCAGUUCCUGUAUACUAUUGAGUAAUAGUAUUAAAAAUGAAAAAGAUUCAUCAAAAAAACAAGAACUAAUGACAAAACUUCGCAUCCAUAAAUUGCGAGCAAACUUUUUCUUUAAACUUUUGAAAGAAAAGGUUGAUAAUAGUAUCACUAUAUGUUUUGAUCUCCAGCAGGUGUUUCCUCUACCGAGGACACCAAUUCAGGAGGCUUUUUAUUCCCAACAAAAUAAUUCUUGUCUGUAUAAUUGGGAUGAAACAGAAUCUGGCAAGGGUGCUAUUUCAAUUGGAUCUGCGUUAUACUGCUUCUUGAAUACUCAAACAAUACCGGCUAAUGUGAAGUUAGUAAGACUUUUUUGUGAUGGCUGCGGGGGCCAAAAUAAAAACAGCCAUGUGUUGCAUAUGCUGCUAUUUUGGCUUCAAAAUAAGUCCCCUGCACAUGUUAAGGAAAUACAACUUUUUUUCCCAGUGCGAGGGCAUAGUUUUCUGCCAGCAGACCGUUUAUUUGGUAGAAUUGAGAAAGAUGUGAGAAAAAUACCAGUGAUUACUACGAGGGAAGAAUAUUUUGAAAUAUUUUCUAAACAUGGCAGAGUGUGCGAGCUUGGUAAAGAAUGGUGUUUAUAUGAUGUAAAAGGUUUAGAAAAUCACUAUAAAAAACUUGUGGGCAUACAAGGAAUGAAAAAAAUUAUAUUCAAGAAGUGCAAAUCUUCUCAGGGCAGACAAUUGAACUGCGUAGUAAAAUCUUCACCAAACUAUAGAUUUGAGUCCGGAGAACAGUUUAUAUCACUACUGAAAAGGGGCAAACGUCACCCCAGAAAUAUAGAACAAAUUCAGGAAGAACGCGGACUAAGUCUUGCAAAGAAAAAUGAUGUGACCAGUCUAUUAAUAAAACAGUUCGGUGCCGAUUGGGAGAACCUUUCAGCAUUAGAAUGGUACAAGCAAAUAUUAAGCUGUUCUAGAAACAUUACAGAACAAAAUGAACAAGUUGAUGAUGAUGAAGCGUGUAUUUGUACUGAGAUGGAUAUAGAAGACAUAAGAAUUUAA
This is a messenger RNA of Melitaea cinxia (Glanville fritillary), 2307 nucleotides long. RefSeq lists its product as uncharacterized. The record is from RefSeq and is a predicted model, not a curated record. The coding region runs from base 523 to 2307 and encodes 594 amino acids. The transcript is spliced from 3 exons. Lineage: Eukaryota; Metazoa; Arthropoda; Insecta; Lepidoptera; Nymphalidae.